UUUCUUUUUCCUCCGUUUUUGGACUAGAUCAUUUACCACACCGAUAUGAACCGUUCCAGCUAUUCAUAUUUUUAUCCUUGGAAGUAUAGAAGUAUUCCUCAUGCCCCUAUAAACCCUACGCGUAUAUAUAGACUUCUCUGUCUCUUGGAAAAACUCCGACUUUCAUCAUCAGAAUUUAUUCAGAGCAAGAUUUAUGCAGUAGAACAUGAGCAACAUCCCAAAAUCCUUAACCGAGUCUUCCUUUACCCUCUUCAAACUUGCCAUCUCGGCUUCUGAUCCUUGGCCUUUCUCUCUUGUUUUAUUAUAACCUCUUGUAUACUCUUUUGUCAAACAAGAAAAGAAGUCCCUCUAUAUAGAGGUUUAUAGGGUAUUCUUGUUUUUUAAUUGAUUCUUCAAUCGUAUAGUGAUGGGACAUCAUCAUCUGAAUUUCCAUUUUCAUGUGCCUCAAAUUCACUUUCAUCAUAACCAUGGCCAUGGAAAGAAAGAAUUGAAAGAUAUUCCAAAAGGGUGUCUGGCAAUUACUGUGGGACAUGGUGAAGAGCAGCAGAGGUUUGUUAUUCCUGUCACUUACAUUAAUCAUCCGCUGUUUAUGCAGCUAUUGAAGGAAGCAGAGGAAGAAUAUGGAUUUGAUCAUAAAGGUCCAAUUAAGAUUCCUUGUCAUAUUGAGGAAUUUCGACAUGUUCAAGGGGUGAUUGACAAGGAAGCUGCCUCUCACAAUCACCAUAAUCACAACCCCUGGUGCUUCAAAGCGUGAUUUUCUUAUUUUAGUUUGUGAUACUACUUUUUUACACAAAAUUUUAUUUGUGCUUGCCUUUUCCUUUGUGUUUUCUCUUCUAUAAAAAAAUGUUCAUAUAUCAAAAUUAUGUUGAAAGACGAUGACGGAAAUUGAAUGAUAUUGCAGUAGUGAGUUUUCUUUGUUCA
Molecule: messenger RNA, 921 nt
Organism: Nicotiana attenuata
Lineage: Eukaryota; Viridiplantae; Streptophyta; Magnoliopsida; Solanales; Solanaceae
Product: auxin-responsive protein SAUR32-like
Exons: 1
Coding region: 407-754 (115 amino acids)
Biological process (GO): response to auxin
Source: RefSeq, a predicted model, not a curated record